Messenger RNA from Suillus subaureus, 267 nucleotides. Its product is annotated as carbohydrate-binding module family 48 protein. Gene Ontology annotation, biological process: signal transduction. Lineage: Eukaryota; Fungi; Basidiomycota; Agaricomycetes; Boletales; Suillaceae. Gene Ontology annotation, cellular component: cytoplasm; nucleotide-activated protein kinase complex; nucleus. Gene Ontology annotation, molecular function: protein kinase binding. The transcript is spliced from 3 exons. The annotation marks the transcript as partial. The record is from RefSeq and is a predicted model, not a curated record.
AUGGACGACUUGCAUGAAGCCGAAUUCUCGUGGCCCUACAGUGAUGCUUCGGAUGUGAUCUUAACUGGCUCAUUCGACCACUGGUCCUGCACUAUGCAUCUGCCCAAGGGCACAUCUGGUUUCGUAGGCAAUGUCAGGGUUCCCUGGAAUGAGAAAGUUCCAUAUAAGUUCAUUGUGGACGGAAAAUGGGUCACCCGCAAUGACCGCCCAACAGAGUUAGAUGGUGCCGGGAACCUUAAUAAUGUUCUUAUUGCGCCCUCUAAGCCC